CGAAACAAUUUCCGGCUAAACAUUCUGCUUGGCGGGAAAAUGGGACGAGGGUGGAGCAAACUUCUCCAGUCGUGGUGGACCGUCGUUUGGACACAGCUGCAGCAGUAACAACAGCGGUUAUGUGCAAACGUCCUCCACCCGUUAAAGUGUUGUCCGGCCAGCUGAGGACGGCUGACCGCGGAGAUGGAUGGCUCAUCAGACUGGGCAGGGGUCGGUCUUUGCUGGUGUCACUGGUGUGGAUGCAAGGGACCGUACUGGAGGUCCAGCUGGACAGGAACGCGGUGCUGCUAAUGGACGAGACGGGCACGUUUGCUGUUCAGGGCGUCAACAACAUUCCCAAAGGGAAGCCAUGUUUGUCCCAAGGCAAAUAUGUCAUGGUGAUGGGCGUCAUCCAAGCAGUCUCCCCGGAGCCAGUCAUCCGUGCAGUGAAGAUGGCAGAUCUCUCUGAGCUCGCUGUGCUUCACAGACGGAUGUGGAAGCUGGAGGUGGAGGACCUGCAGCAGGUGCUGGCCUGAAGGCAGAGCUGUGGGUGGAAACGCUGCCACGCUGGUGGCAGGACGACCUGAUCGUGUGGUGUGUCCAGCUGGGUCUGUGAUACUGAUGUGUUUGUUGACAGAUGAAAAACUGCAUGACAGGACUGAACAGCAGGUUGUCCCUGAGGUCACGCUCCACUCUGUGAGGUAGGACGUACGAGCAGCUUUGCUGUGACUAGAGAGACUUGUGUUUGUGCAUAUUUUGACAGUGAAUGGUGACACACAACAGCUUUUAAUGAUUUUUUUUUUCCACUUGGCCCCUGCCCCAAGAAAAUCAUACUUAUAGAGAGAACUAGAGUUGUACAUUAUAAAUGACAAUUGCUAACACAUGGGUGGAACAGCUAAAUUAACAAGCCUGGACAUUUUCUCCACUGGCCACCCACUUUAAUAGGCACACCUGUACAACCGUAUGCCAUUCAGUGCAACACU
Messenger RNA from Monopterus albus (swamp eel), 962 nucleotides. It is a transcript of the gene rmi2, whose product is annotated as RecQ mediated genome instability 2. The transcript has 2 exons. Lineage: Eukaryota; Metazoa; Chordata; Actinopteri; Synbranchiformes; Synbranchidae. The coding region runs from base 120 to 515 and encodes 131 amino acids. Gene Ontology annotation, biological process: DNA repair; negative regulation of double-strand break repair via homologous recombination; regulation of sister chromatid segregation. The record is from RefSeq and is a predicted model, not a curated record. Gene Ontology annotation, cellular component: nuclear speck; cytosol.